UGUGACCAUAGAAGAAGACACGUGUCUACUGCGCAUGUCCACUACACAAGCUUGAAUCCGUGCUAGUUUUGUUUUUCUUUUCCACAGCCAUUUGAAGUCCGGUGUGCGUUUUCUUUAAAAAUGCCACCAAAGGGCAAAGGUGGCGGCAAGGGAGCUAAAGGAGCUGCGUCAGGAAGUGCAGAUGCUGAGAAGAAAGAUAAAGCACCUAAAGGAGGCACUGCUGUCAAGGUGCGUCACAUCCUCUGCGAGAAACACGGAAAAUGUAUGGAGGCAAUGGAGAAACUGAAGUCGGGAGUUCGCUUCAGCGAAGUAGCAUCGCAAUACAGUGAAGACAAAGCAAGACAAGGAGGGGACCUGGGUUGGAUGACGCGAGGAUCCAUGGUUGGACCUUUCCAGGAUGCUGCUUUCGCCUUGGCUGUUUCUUCCAUGGAUAAACCUGUUUACACGGACCCCCCAGUCAAGACCAAAUUUGGUUACCACAUCAUUAUGGUGGAGGGGAAAAAGUAGCAAGAAGCAACACUGACUGAGGACAUUCACUUCUGCAAUGUUUCGUAUAUUAUAACGUCUCGUUGUACACUACCAUAUCAUGGUAGUUCAUCGUUUUUGAAUAAAAGCUUAACAGCGACA
This is a messenger RNA of Nerophis lumbriciformis (worm pipefish), 627 nucleotides long. RefSeq names its product protein (peptidylprolyl cis/trans isomerase) NIMA-interacting, 4 (parvulin) (gene pin4). NCBI's taxonomy places the organism in Eukaryota, Metazoa, Chordata, Actinopteri, Syngnathiformes, Syngnathidae. Gene Ontology annotation, biological process: rRNA processing. The record is from RefSeq and is a predicted model, not a curated record. Gene Ontology annotation, molecular function: DNA binding; peptidyl-prolyl cis-trans isomerase activity.